Brassica rapa (field mustard) is the source of this 4968-nucleotide messenger RNA. Its product is annotated as peroxidase 69. Gene Ontology annotation, molecular function: heme binding; peroxidase activity. Gene Ontology annotation, biological process: response to oxidative stress; hydrogen peroxide catabolic process. The record is from RefSeq and is a predicted model, not a curated record. NCBI's taxonomy places the organism in Eukaryota, Viridiplantae, Streptophyta, Magnoliopsida, Brassicales, Brassicaceae.
AAAUCAAAUAUUUUUCUUAACUAAUAAAUAUAUCUUAAAAUAAAAAAAUCUAAAUAAAUUUUUUUGUAAAUUAAUAUCUUUAUAGAUUAAUAAAAUUUUAAAGUCCCAACAUUAUUAAUUUAUAGAGGUUAUACUGUAUAUAUUAAAGUUGAAGCACGGAUUAUGAUUCAUUACACUUUUCAAAUUUAUACUUUCUGUUUAUCUCCAAUUUUAAAUGAAACUGGAGUUGAAUAUAACUUAUAAGAAGAUAAUAGAAAAUAUGUGAAAGUCAAUAAAGAUAUAAAGAAUCAGUUUGAAUUCACUGUACGAAAAUGAAUCUAAUCAUUAGUGGAAAAUGAUUAAUGGAAUAACAAUAACAUAGUGGUUGACUUUGAUAAUAAAGAAAAAGCGAGUCAAUGAUAUCAUGGCAUCGAAGUUGUCACUUGGUGGUUUCAUUAAACAAGACAUCUCUUGUCAACUUCGUUUAAAAAAAAUACAUGCAUCUCUUGUCAACUAAAGGUUGUAUAUGCUUUUUCUCUCUUCUACCGGCUAGUAUAACCUUUUCCAAUUAACAUCAUACAUUUAUCAUAGUUUUAAAGACCUUGUUUAUCACUAAUAUUUUUAAAAGUAAGAAGUUAUCUAUGGAUUUAAAUUCAUUGUAACACAAAAAAAAACUAUAUGUUCGUGAUUCUGUUACGUACAAAUAGAAUUCUACAACAAUUACACCAUUUUUGCCUGAGUUUCGUAAGCUUUGUAUAAAAUAUUUGAUUGAUAACACAUUCAAGAGGAAUAAGUGUUGAAUUUAUGAAUGUAAUAGAAAGUCGACUAUACAACUAUGCAUACUUCGUCAAAAGGAUAGUAAGAUAAUGAUGUUUAAUGGCAUAGACUUGGUCCUUUUCAAUAUACCGGCUAGGCUCAUAACAUUUUCGAAAUGUUUUUUAGUGAGAUUUUUAUUUGGUUAUUAUAUCUUAACAAAUGCAGAGUUCCGCAAAAAACAAAAUGCAGUUAGUUUGGUUGAUUUUAAAUACUGAUUAUAUUGACCGACAUUUUCAUAUUCAAUUUAAGUUAAUUUACUACGUUUUAGAAAGAAAGAAAAAGUGUAAUGUGGUUUUAUACGUGAGAAUUAUAAUCUAUGAUCAAGAAAAAAUAUUCAAGCUGAUUGAAGACCAUUACUUCGAUCUAAAUACUGUACUUACUUAAACUAAGUAAGCAUCACUACACAAGCGGGAUCGAGUGGUAUUGCGAGUUUGAAAAUGUGUUAAGCAUUUUGGGACACUAAAUUCAGAUUUAUUCGUUUUUGUGGAGGUAUGAUAUGGAUUUAUGAUUCCCAUUACGUAUAAUCGGAUCUGUCUGUCAACAAAUUUCUAGAGUACUAGUCGGUUGGAUCGAAAUCCAACCAGAUACUUCUAUUAUAAAAAAAGUUAAACUAAGAGGAUGGUUGGUUGUGGUUGUGGAUACUCUGGACAGUCAAAAUUUAGUCUAAAGUUAUAUAUGUCAACCAAUCAAACUAUUUUUUCUUUAAAAAACUCGCAUCAAAAAAAUAUCUGCAAAAUCAAAAUAUAGCUGUAUAGAACUUUAUUUUCAGAACAAAAUUUUAGUACUUUAAAAAGUUACAGCAAUGAAAACUACAUCAAAUAAAUCUACGGAUUAAAUUCUACAAUAAAAAAUAUAAAGUUACAACCUUUACUAAUCAUUCCCUAAAUAUACAAGUUUUUUUGGGGUGCACAAGCAGGCAUACAAGUUGUUUUUCAAAGUUAAGCAAAAAAAAAAGUUGUUAUUUAACGGUCACACGCGUUUUAUCGUCAUCAGGAAAAAAUAAUUUCGUCAUAAGAAAAUUUACACAUAAGCAAACCAGCUGUCAGUAUAAUAUAAUGAUUGUAUUCGUUUAAUUACUUUAAUCAUGGGAAGUGAUUAACUACUGAUUAAAGUCAUCAUUAUCGUAUUCUCUUCGUUUUGUAGCCUACCCAUGCACGCACUUCUUCUCCGAUAAGUUGAAAGAUUCCAUGGCGGUGAAUACUUUUAGAUUUUUAAUUCCUCAUAGAACUAUUGUUUUAAUUUUAAAAUUAGCAUUGAGCAAGUAUUGAGAAAUUAAUAUUUUAAUUUCAAAAUUUUCAUUCAAUUUUCAAAACAGAUUAUAAAUUAUUAAAAUAUUAAAAAACUCACACUAAAAGUUUUGUUAUUCAUAGUUUAAAAAUUUUGUUAAAAAAUACAAAUGAUCACAAAACUAUAUAAUUAAGAAGUUUCAUGUAAUAAAUAGUCAUAUUAAAAAUAUGCUAUAUAUCCAUAUUAAUAUUUUAAAUUUAUUUACUUACAAUACAAAAUAGAAAAAAUAAUUGUUAAAUGUAUUUACCACAAAAUGAUUUUAAAUAAAUAAAAGUGAUUUCUGUAAUUUGUGUAUUUGUGUCAAUUUAGUUACAUAUGCAACAGUUAAUAGUUUGUCAAUUAUUCAAUAUAUAUAUUUUUAUUUUUUUCAUAAUAUGUAAAAAACGUUAAACAAAUAAAAAUACAUAAAACUAAUUUUUACAUAAAAGUUUCAUUCCGUGUAAGGCGCGGAUGUUAAACUAGUAUACUAUAUUACUAAGCCAAAAACAAUAUUAAGAAGUUAACUCAAAACUAUUAUAGAAUAUAAAUUUAAUCAUUUUAAAAAGUCAACUAUACCCUGUACAAUUUCAUUAUCAUUACCAUGUUCUGACCAAACACUCGAAAACUAUAUUAUCGCAACGCAAUAAUUAUACGUACAAUUUAUCUCCAUAUGAUCGGAUUAUAACUAUGAUUUUAUCAAAAUUUUGAAUCUAUUAUCAAUCAUUUAUAACUUAAAGCGAAGAUAGCUUCGAUAUAUCAAGGAUACAUAAACAAUGAAAAAUGCAUAAUAUUUGUUCAAAAAAUGCAUAGUACAUAUAUGUUAAAUGGACCGAGUCGUCAAAACCAGAAUGCAACUAAUUAUUAUUUCAUGAUUAACUAUAGCAACUUAUAAUAAUAUAACUCCCAUAAAAUUCGGCGUCGCGUGCCGAAGUUGAUCGUUGCAAUUCUUAUUACCAAGACUUUUUUUGCCUAUAAAUACUAACCCUUUAACACCAAACUCAAACACGGACAACAAACAAAAACAAAGCUCGAAUACUUUCUUAUACAUUAAUUACCAAACAACAUACAAAAUGGGUCGUAGUUAUACCUUACUAUUCAUUCUAGUAACGAUUUUAGUGUUGGUUGCAGCUGCAACUGCACAAGGAAAUCGUGGUUCAAGCCGUGGAGGUGGUGGUCGAAGACCACGUGUUGGGUAUUAUGGCAAUAGAUGCCGAAACGUAGAGUCCAUCGUGGCUUCGGUGGUUCGAGCACAUGUCCGGUCCAACCCGGCUAAUGCACCCGGGAUUUUGCGUAUGCAUUUUCACGAUUGCUUUGUUCGUGGCUGCGAUGGCUCAGUUCUCCUCGCUGGUAAUACUAGCGAGAGAACCGCCGUUCCAAACCGUUCAUUGAGAGGGUUUGAAGCUAUUGAAGAAGCUAAGGCUAGGCUUGAGGUUGCUUGUCCUAGAACUGUUUCUUGCGCUGAUAUCCUCACCCUUGCUGCACGCGAAGCUGUUGUUUUGACCGGUGGUCAGGGGUGGCGAGUGCCAUUGGGACGUCUGGACGGCCGAAUCUCGCAAGCCUCAGACGUGAUCUUACCCGGACCGUUCGACCCCGUCGACAAGCAGAAGCGAGACUUCGCUGCUAAAACUCUCAACACAAUAGACCUCGUAACUCUUGUUGGCGGACACACAAUAGGAACUGCUGGUUGCGGUUUGGUAAGAGGCAGGUUCUUUAACUUCAACGGCACCGGACAACCCGACCCAUCAAUCAAUCCGAGGUUCGUACCAUUGGUUCAGAAUCGAUGCCCUCUAACCGGAGACGCAUCAGCCCGAGUCGACUUAGACGAUGGUAGUGUUGGCAGGUUUGACACAUCGUUCCUAAGGAACGUGAGGUCAAGCCGUGUGGUUCUCCAAUCCGACCUAGUCUUAUGGAGGGACCCCGAGACUCGAGCCAUCAUAGAACGGUUAUUAGGCUUACGCCGACCAUCACUGAGGUUUGGAACAGAGUUCGGGAAGUCUAUGGUCAAGAUGAGUCUUAUAGACGUUAAGACAGGAUCAGAUGGGGAGAUUCGUCGGGUUUGCUCUAGGAUCAACUGAUUAAGAAUAUGAAAGCACAACAGUGUGGUUUGGUUUUAAUCUAUGAUGGUUAAUGAAUAAUCAUUUGUUUUAUACAAUAAGUUUGCUAUAUCAUCUUGUGGUUUGAUUGUUACGUUAUGAAUAUUCAAGUGUAAGAUUGUACUUGUAACAUAAAUGUAUUAUACUCUAAGAUUGUCAUUUAUUUCUUUACUCGAGUACGGAAGGUAUUUGCAUGAACGAAUUAUAUAAAGAAGAAGACGUUUGAUUACAUUAGAUGAAUGAAAACUAAUAUCAGUAAUGAUUAUCGAUUCAUAAUUAAAUAUGUAAGUUAAUAACUAAUCAAGAUUAACCAAAACAUUAGAUGAUUAUAUAUUAUAUGGUUUGGUCAAAUGCAUGAAUUCAAUAUGUUGGAUUCCGAUUUCCGGCGAAGUUGCAAUCAUUAAUCAUGAUCCAUUGCUUAACUGUAUCGUAACUACUUAGGUGAUAAUUGUUUCAGUGAUUUUUAGUUAUAGUUUUUGGUUUUUAGAUUUUAGAUUUUGGUUUUUAAAUUUUAGUUUUUAGUUUUCAGCUUUUAGUUUUUGAUUUUUGAUUUUUAGAUUUUGAUUUUGGUUUUUGGUUUUGCUGUAUUUUUUUAUUUUCAAAAAUUAAUCAAUACAUUACUUUAAAACAAUACAACAAAAUAGCAAUAAAUAUUUAGAUUUUACAAUUAAAAUUUAUCAAAAUACUGUGAUUAUUAUUUUAAAAUUAAAUAAAAUAACAUAUUUAAAUUAUUGCAUUUUUACGAAAACAUAUUAUAGUAAAAUAUAAAUCAUAAAAUAUAUAUUAAUUAUGCAAAAAUAAAAAUAUUAAAUUU